Messenger RNA from Ilyonectria robusta, 621 nucleotides. RefSeq names its product small GTPase superfamily. The record is from RefSeq and is a predicted model, not a curated record. Gene Ontology annotation, molecular function: GTP binding; GTPase activity. Bases 1 to 621 code for a protein of 206 amino acids. Lineage: Eukaryota; Fungi; Ascomycota; Sordariomycetes; Hypocreales; Nectriaceae. The transcript has 5 exons. Gene Ontology annotation, biological process: small GTPase-mediated signal transduction.
AUGCCUGCUCUCUGCGGAGGUUCCAAGACGGUUCAGCGCAAGCUGGUCCUGCUGGGCGACGGUGCUUGCGGAAAGACGUCGUUGCUAAAUGUCUUUACGAGAGGCUACUUCCCGACCGUCUACGAACCCACCGUCUUUGAGAACUACGUUCACGACAUCUUCGUCGACAGCGUCCACAUCGAGCUGUCUCUCUGGGACACGGCCGGCCAGGAAGAGUUCGACCGGUUAAGAUCCCUCUCAUACGAUGACACCGACCUCAUCAUGCUCUGCUACUCGGUCGACAGCAAGGACUCGUUGGAAAACGUCGAGUCCAAGUGGGUGGGCGAAAUUACCGACAACUGCCCGGGCGUCAAGCUCGUCCUAGUCGCCCUCAAGUGCGAUCUUCGCGAACAAGGCGAGGGCGAGGAGGACGACGCCGAGGCCGGCGACCAGCAGCGCGAGAAACGGCCCACCAUCACCUACGACCAGGGCCUCGAGGUCGCCCGGCGCAUAGGCGCGCUGCGGUACCUCGAGUGCUCCGCCAUGAAGAACCGCGGCGUCAACGAGGCCUUCACCGAGGCCGCGCGAGUCGCCCUGAGCGUCCGGAAGGACCGCGAGGAUAGCAAAUGCACCGUCAUGUAA